GAAGAAUUUUAUCGUCCUCUUUCUACCAUUAAUAACGAUGUUUACGAUCAAGUCUUAGAUCCUCCCACUUAUAAUGAAUGGCUUCUCAUUAUCAAACAUCUACCCAAUGAAAAAGCUCCUGGUCCCUCUAACGUCUCCAAUGG
Messenger RNA from Funneliformis geosporum, 143 nucleotides. Lineage: Eukaryota; Fungi; Glomeromycota; Glomeromycetes; Glomerales; Glomeraceae. The record is from the annotation of a GenBank genome assembly.